Molecule: messenger RNA, 2100 nt
Organism: Lolium perenne
Lineage: Eukaryota; Viridiplantae; Streptophyta; Magnoliopsida; Poales; Poaceae
Product: F-box/LRR-repeat protein 25
Molecular function (GO): protein binding
Source: RefSeq, a predicted model, not a curated record
UGGAGACAACGCCACCGUCGAGUGACUCCGCGGCGGCGGCGGCGGCUAGAACCACUCCCGUUUCCACAGCAAUGGCGAUGGCAUCGGCGACCCCCUCCCUGAUCUCCAGCUAGCGAGCGAGUGUGAGCCCGAGCUGGGACGCGCCAACUCCCUCUUCGGCUCUUCUUCCAUGGAGCACUGCGACGGGGAGAACUCCGCCAAGCGACCCAUUCUCUCCGACGGCGGCGGAAGCGAGGACCGCCUCAGCGCGCUUCCCGACGACGUUCUGAUCCACAUCCUUCUCAAGCUUCUCGAUGUGGCCGUCGCCGCGCGGACCAGCGUCCUCUCCAGUCGCUGGCGCCGCAUCUGGAGGCUGCUCCCGGAGCUCAACUUCCCCUUCCCCAGUGACCCCCAGCACGUACGCCUUGCCCUCACCGCCCAUGAAGCGUCGGCUCUCCACCGCCUCUCCGUUUAUUUCAUCGACGCCACCGCCGAGUCCGUGGCGGCCUGGCUUCCCAUGGCCGCGCGCCGCCUCUCCGGCAAUCUACUCCUCAUCAACACGGCGCCGCAUAAUGAGACGGAGGACGAGGCCGCGGAAGGGGGCGCCCUUGAGCUCCCCUGUUUCGAGACCGCCACCUCGAUCCACCUCGAACUAGGAUAUCUUGGCCUCGCGGUGCCACCAUUGGGCGAAUUCGCUGGACUCACCGAUCUCUUCUUGGCUUGCAUCAAGCUACAUGGCCCGUGCGAGCUCGGUGAAGCAGUCUCCUCUCUGCGGUGCCCAUCUUUGCAGAGACUCACUGUCUGUGAUGCCUGGGGUAUGGUCAACUUCAACAUUCACUCUGAGUCUCUCAAGAAAUUGAAACUGAGAAAUCUGCAUCAGCUGCAACAGCUCACUGUUAUGACUCCGGCACUCAUACACUUAUGUGUGAGCUCUUGCUUUUCUUCGAGUCAUAAUCAACCCGUUGCAAACAUCUCCGCCCCUCAGCUGGUAUCCCUCGAUUGGGGGGAUCAUUAUGAUCCAAGGUUCACACAGCUUGGCAAGAUGGAAAAUCUAGAGUGUCUAAGCCCAUACCCUUUUCUUGUAUGUGGACUGGCCGAAUCUGCACAGGAAUUGAAUAGCUCUUGUGUCAGGCUUCUACAACGCUUUGAGCUCAUCCGGAGUCUCAGCUUGACACUUGCCAAUGUGCCGCAGGACAUUCCUAACAAGCAGUACAUGAUGGAAGACAUUAAAAGGCUCCCGGACCUGACACACUUGACCCUGUAUAUAAAUCCACAAGGACACUCCUUUGGGGCCAGUGUGUUCCAUUUGCUCAGGAUGUGUACUGGUGUGAGAAACCUGGUACUUAAAUUUUAUAGCACACCUCAUCACCCUGAGAGAGUGGCACAUAGCUUUGAUUAGGUUGGGACGGAUUGGGGCGGGUGGGUAGGAGAUGAUGGCAUUGCAAGACAACGAGGUUGACGGCAGCCAUCACUGAGGGAGGUGGUGGUGGUGGUGCGGGAGUGGUGAAGAGAAAGCGGCUGCCACGGGGAGCUGUGGAACUGUCAGAGUUAGAGGAGGUGACCCUCUGGGAAUAAAUCCUGACAGGAUCCUGCUGUUUUGGCAGCUUCCAUUACAAAUAUACGUCAGUUAUGUGAAUUUGAUAUGAGUAAUUGCAUGGCCGGCUCGAUCUUGACAAAGUAGGAUUUACGAGAUAAUAUACUAUACUAUUUUUCUUUGCGGUUUUUUAAGAGUGCAUCAGUAAGACAAUAACCGUGGUCUACGGCCAAUUUAAGAUCUCCUUCAAUAUGCUUAAUCGAUUGGACAAUAGCUCGACUGUAUAUGAACUAAAAUUUGUUCAACUUCGUGUUUGGUAGAAGAAUCAUAUCUAUUAUAUUACUAUGAUAGAAAAUGAAUGUUGAGAUUCGUCGACAGAAAGACGAGCUACUUCAGUGGUGUAUUUUCUAGCUGUUGUUUUCCUUUCCUCUUCUCAGGAUGCAUCAGCCAACAGUUUCACUACUAGAUUAGCACACCAACUAUUUAGGCUCACAUUACCUAAGAAAUACUAUAUGUAUGCUAGCUAGCAAUUGUAUGAAAAAAAUCAACCACAUGCUAAGCUAACAGUUUUUUUAAGGCUCACAGUU